This is a messenger RNA of Talaromyces atroroseus, 1023 nucleotides long. RefSeq lists its product as hypothetical. The transcript is spliced from 3 exons. The coding region runs from base 1 to 1023 and encodes 340 amino acids. The record is from RefSeq and is a predicted model, not a curated record. NCBI's taxonomy places the organism in Eukaryota, Fungi, Ascomycota, Eurotiomycetes, Eurotiales, Trichocomaceae.
AUGAGCCGCUACACGGCAGAAUCCACCAGCGAAGAAGUCUGUAGAGAUCUCUCAGACAAGAUACAAGGAAGCAGAGUUCUCAUCACCGGCGUCACACCCGGAAGUAUAGGAGGUGAGGCAGCGCUACAAAUCUCGAGGCAGGCACCAGCCCUCCUCGUCCUUGCAGGUCGGAGAAUUGAGAAUCUUCGAUUGCUCGAAGACGCAAUUAGAGCGGGCACGCCGGGCGCGAAUACCAGACUUUUGCUGCUGGAUCUCAGUUCGCAGGAAAGCGUUCGCAAAGCCGCUGAAGAAGUCAAUGCCUUGCCUCAGGGGAUAGAUGUCCUCAUCAACAGCGCAGGUACGAUGGCUACACCGUACGGCGUGACGAAAGAAGGGCUGGAGUUGCAAUUCGGAACGAAUCAUAUUGGUCAUUUCUUGUUCACGAAUUUGAUCUUGAGCAAGAGACUGCGCCACAAUACCACGAAGAUGAAGGUGGUUAAUGUUAGUAGUUCUGGACAUAAGAGGGGCCCGGUUCGGUUUGAGGAUCUUGGCUUUGAGGACGGAAAAUGCUACGACAAGUGGCAGGCCUAUGGUCAAAGUAAAACUGCCAAUAUGCUUUUUUCGGUAUCAUUGGCGGAGAAGCUGGGUCCGAGGGGCGUUAAGUCAUUCAGCCUUUAUCCAGGUCGCAUUGUGACUGGAAUUGGAAGGCACUUGUCACUGGAAGACUGGGUAAAAUCCGGAUGGAAGAACAAGGACGGAGAGAUCAUCCACGAUCCAAAGUUGAACUGGAGGACACUGAGUCAGGGAGCUGCUACAUUGAUCGUGGCGGCUUACGACUUAAGUAUCGAAGGUAAGCAGACCCCCUCCUCACAUAGUGACACUAGUAUUGAGUUUAAUGGCGAGCCUAUAGAAAGCAAUGGAUCGUAUCUUGUGAAUAACCAGAUUCAUGAUGACGACGCGGCCGAGUACGCUGUUGACCCGAAGAAUGCAGAAAGGCUGUGGACUGUUAGUGAGGAACUUGUGGGCCAAAAGUUUCGUUAUUAA